UCUUACUUUUUUAGGCAAAUGUUCAUGAAUGAUCUGAGUGAUGAAGCUUUCUGAUCUUCAUCAUGCUCGAGUGGAGUUUACAUAGCUGGCUAACGGUUACAUUUGUCGCGAUCCUCGGUUCAUUGACGAGUGCGGUUACGUUGUUCGUUGUGUGGCCGAUUCGUAAGCCAACAGUUGAGCGCAAGAUAUGUUCGAAAUACGCGAAGGAUGCUGCGAUUAUUCAGGCGAAAGUUGCAAACGCCCAAGAAGAAGAAGAUGACGUUCAGGAUGUUUCCGUCCCGAUCAUCAACCCCAGAGUCGAUCCCAGCUUGCACGCCUUGAUUGAUUUGUUCGUGAGAGACUUCUUCACCUCGUGGUUCUCCAAGCUGGCGGAUGAUCCAAAACGAGUCGAGAAGCUCUUACGCAAUGAUCUACACGUGUUUCUGCGGAACCUAAGGUUGAGGAUUGAGAAGGUGGACAAGGUGCAAUUUUUCGCCCACGACUUGAUGUUGAAAAUCACGCAGCAUUUCGAAAAGAUACGUGUGGCGCAAGCAAUCCACUCUGAAUCGAAGGAGCGACAAUUGAAGCCGACGAAGAUUGUCGUUUCUUCAUACCUUGGAUCCGAAGAGCGGGAAGUCGCGUUUUUGAGGAAAGCAUGCGAGGUUUUAUUGAUCAUUUCGUUGCCGAAAAAAUAUUCGAAGUACAGAUUGCCGCGGAGAAUUCUUCGAGACAUCAUCACAACAACGAUUUUGUAUCCUUUGAUAAAUCAAAUCUGCGAUCCGGACUACCUGAAUCAGAAAAUCCUGACCAACAUCAACAAUCACGGGGCUUCACUUAUACUGGAUCUUCAUACGACUGACACGUUUCGUCACGCAGCUUCUUACGAAGACUUCAUGCAAAUGAUCCAUGAAAGUUCCAGUUUUGAUGAACUGCGGAUCCUUCGGCACAGUAUCAUGACUGAAAUCGCACAAGCUACGACGAUCAAUGACUUGAAGGCAUGCAAGGCAAGUACGAGGUCGGAAGGAGACGGCGCUGCGGACGGCCUGGGCCGAGCAGAAAUGACGCACGUUCGAAACUUGGCUCGUUAUUUGAACCAGCUCAUGGUGGCCAAGAACCAGUGCGAACACCGAAUGCUCGAGUUGACUUCGUCGGCCAAGGAUUCGGCCCUUGCGGAAGACGCCGCCGGGACGCACGCAUCUCCGCGCAACGUGUCUUUCGCGCAAUUGUUGCGUCGGGCGCACUGUCGCCGGUUGCUGGAGGCCCACUUGCGGAAGAGCGAAGACCGCGAGGAGAACUUGUUGCGGCUCCAGCUCUGGAUCUCUUUGGAUGAAAUGCAGCGAGGAGGGCAGAAGGAAGCACCACUUGUUGCUCAGGCGAUCUACAAAGCAUUUUUGGACAAGGAUAGAUGUGCAGUUCCGAUUUCAGAACGUCUGCGAAUCAAGCUCGAAGCCUAUCUAUCCGGCAUCGACGAAACCGGGGAAGGAUUCUACGACCUGAAAGUCAAUACUGAAAAUUUGUUAUGCGCCAGCGUUUUCCGGGAUUUCUUGGGCAGUUCGGAAGGUAUAAACGCCAUGAGUAUCUUGUCGGAAAGUCAACAGUCUGGGGACGACCUGGAUGAUUUGAGUGUGGGUGAAACGUUCGGUUUGGGUAGUGGGAAAGUGAGAGGCUCUAAAGCAAGUUUAGUGGAGAGCGAGAAGAACUACGCACAAUCGCAAUUGAAUUUGUUGGAAGAGAAGCUGAGUAAGAAGGUCAAGGAGCUGGAAGCUGCGAAAGCUGGUGGCAACGGAAGCAAAACUGCUGUCGGUUUGGAGAAGGACGUCAAGUGUUUGACUGACGAUGUCCAGCAGCUCAGUUGUUUCGCAGCCAGAUCAGCGUUAUGGUCUGAACACCUCGGCCAAUGGCGAGCUUGCAUUCAGAGUGUGGAGGCGACCGAAGAUGGCCUCAUGUUCCUCCUGGUGGUUCAAAAAGAAGAGGCCAUGUUGAGUCCAGUGGAAGCUCCGAAUGGUCCGCCGAUUUCCUCGUCGACACCCGAGACCACCGACGGCGGACUGGAUGGCUGGAUCGUGUCGCGGAAAUUGGCGGAGUUUCAUGAGCUGCGACACAGAGUCGGAUUAAUUGCCGGGGACUCUUUGAAAUCCAAGGAUCUGCCUGCUUUGGGAUCUGGGAAAUCGUUUUUUGGACGCGGUUGGGACCGGGCUGAGUUGGACAAGGCCCGAGCCCAGGUUCAAACCUUUUUGAAUGCGGUUUUGAGGAACGAACGUUUGAGCCACAGCGAAGACGUGUUCACCUUUUUGUGCCCGGUGCCAGAACAUCUUCUGCGUCCCGGCGGCAGUUGUGGCUCGUCCUCUGCCAUGUUGUCUCCCGCGGAACCCGGGAAACCCGGCAAGGCGAGAUUUUCCCUGUCGACGCUCUUUCAACGCGACAAGAUGGACGAUUUGACAGGGAAGUCGGAUGAAGACGUCAAUAAUGGGAGCAGUAGCACGGAGCAACAAGUGGGCUUGAUGGAAGGCAGUGGUGGCGGGUCUCGGGAUUCGAUUGCAGAGCCCCUGUAUGGACUAGUGCAAGAGGUGUUCGAGGUUCAGGGGAUUUUUCGAUGGCUGAGGAAGACGUUGAUCACGUUUGUGCAGAUCACGUAUGGGAGAACCAUCAAUAGGCAAAUACGGGAAACAGUGUCAUGGCUGGUGUCGGAUGCGAUGGUCAUCACGUAUUGUGGGUUGGUUAAGGAAGCGUAUUGGCCAAAGGGGAAGCUGGCCCCGGCUGCUCAACCAAGGAGCGAUGAGCAGAAAUUGAGGACGAGGUACGAGGCGAAGGAGAAAUUCCUUGUUAGCGUACCUGCGGUGGUCUCAAAUUUGGUGGGGCAGCAAAAUGGCAAGAGAGGUGCUGUGCGGAUUUUUGAAACGAUUCAAGACCACCGACUCAAUAAACAGUUGGUUUACGGACCCUGGAAUAAUUCGUUGAUAUCAUGUUCAACUUUUCAUUCUAGUCCGUGGCGUAUUGUGGACGAUUGCGGCGGUGCCUUCGCCAUGGGGGCUAUUGGCGGAAGUGUUUUCCAAAUCUUCCGUGGAUUCAGGAACGCCCCCAGUGGCAUGAAUCGUCGCCUAUUGGGGAGUCUGCUGGCGGUGAAAGAACGUGCACCGAUCAUAGGCGGGAGCUUUGCCAUUUGGGGAGGAAUGUUCACAACUCUGGAUUGUUCCCUAGCACACUUACGAGGAAAGGAAGAUCCCUGGAACUCAAUCAUGAGUGGCGCAGCCACCGGAGGCAUCCUAGCGGCCCGAAAUGGGCCAGCGGCAAUGGCAGGCAGUGCUGUCAUUGGUGGAGUGCUGCUUGCUUUGAUUGAAGGCAUUGGUAUCAUGUUCACUCGAAUGUCGGCAGAACAAUUCAAGCCGAUGAAUCCACAGAUGGAGGAAGCACAACCAGUCAGUACCCCUUUUGGGCAGCAACAACAGUAUCAGUAG
This is a messenger RNA of Notodromas monacha, 3434 nucleotides long. The record is from the annotation of a GenBank genome assembly. NCBI's taxonomy places the organism in Eukaryota, Metazoa, Arthropoda, Ostracoda, Podocopida, Cyprididae.